This is a messenger RNA of Polyodon spathula (Mississippi paddlefish), 5726 nucleotides long. Its product is annotated as plakophilin-3-like. Gene Ontology annotation, molecular function: cadherin binding. Gene Ontology annotation, biological process: cell-cell adhesion; cell-cell junction assembly. The transcript has 13 exons. Lineage: Eukaryota; Metazoa; Chordata; Actinopteri; Acipenseriformes; Polyodontidae. Gene Ontology annotation, cellular component: plasma membrane; cytoplasm; nucleus. The coding region runs from base 803 to 3286 and encodes 827 amino acids. The record is from RefSeq and is a predicted model, not a curated record.
AUUCUUAAAAAUCAUGCAAAUGGUGUGAAUGAGGCAUUGCGAAUUCACAGGUUAAGCAAAAUAAAAAAAUAAAAAAACGGGUUGGUUCUAUCAGUCAGUUUGUCUACAGCAGUCUCGAAUAAUGGGCUAUGAAUAACAUUUGCAUAUACGUUCCAGUAUGUGAAAGCAUGCACCGUGCUGUAUUGUGCCAAGGAGUCGCGCACAGGUACAGCGAAUGUUGCAGCAUUGCAGGCAGCCAGCCAGUCGAUGCAGUGAGUCACUGAGGUCAAUACCAAUGGACAAGUGGCAAUGGUAAAAUGCAUCGAGACCUUUGGGACUGGAGUAACAUGAACAGUCCACCUUAAGAAAUAGGUCUGUGCAAAAGAGCACCAUAGAAGGGGGCGUGGCGCGGGGGGUUUCCGUGUCUGCCCUGGCAACUCACCUGCUUAAGGUGGUCCAGUGAAAUGACAUCACCGCAGCUCCACCUCAUUUCAGAUCAGUGCUCCGAAGAAUACCAGGAUGUGUUCAGUCAGAUCUAGAUAUCGACGAAGUACAGCAAUUAUCGGACAACCAUAGCAACAAAAAAAAAAAAAUAAAUAAAAGGUCCUCAGAUCCCAGCAAAGAAACAGACCACAGCUUCGAGUGACUAUUGACACGGCAUAUAUAUAACUAAUUCUGUGCUCAAACUUGAAUUGUGUGACAGUUCGGGACCCUGUAUAUGAGGGGGUUUUUUUGCAUUAGAUUUCCGUCUUUUGUAAGAAUUGGACUUGUGGUUUUAGGUUUCUGGAAAGAGUUUCUGCUAUAGAGAAGUUAUCCCGCCAUCAUGAGUACCGUGCAUGACGGCGUAUUUCUGUCUGCUCUCCAGCGCAAUACAUCUGUAUCCAGCUAUGCGCUGCCCUCCGAGAUCCAUCUCGGACACGGGGCCAGCGGCUACGACCAGAUCGCAAAAAGCCAGCGUGUGCAGGAACAAGUGCGAAUGAGGAUGAUCCAAAGCAAAGCGCACAACUCGGCCGCCACACCGAGGGCUAAUGGCAACGCCAGCGCGUCUUCAGAAUACAGAAUGUCUUCUGAAAUGAAGUAUGCCACAGUAAACCCUGCAUUCAGCUCCAAGUCUCACAUGUACUCCAUGGAGAGGAAAGACGCAGGGCCGCAGGUGUCUCAGUACGGCACAGCCCGGUCCGGUGGUUGGAGCUCACGCUCGGCUGUGGAAAUCAGUCCCAACAGGAAGAUGAGCCUGGGAGGUAGAGGAGGAGGAGGAGAAGGAGGAGGCGGGAGCAACAUCGUCUACAGUCGAGGGAGUGAUGACAUGGGCUACGGCUACCAGACCAGCCAGUCCACCAUGCGCAGCGUGAGCAGGGCCGCGCAAGAAUCCGACACCAUGUCCAUGCGCUCCAUGCGAGUGAACAACUUGCCCCCUCAGACCCAGCCUUGGGUGGACGACGGGGAGGGCAGCAUGAUCUCCGACCAUUGCUUCGGGGGAGACGGCUAUGGGCACGCCCAGGUCCAGAUGGUGUCCAGCAACGCCGGGGUCAGUGCGAUGGGCACCACGGGGAGGACGAUCAACGGGAGCCUGACCAGCAGGAGUGGGGACUGGCAGAUGGAGGAGCAGCUGUACCAGAACAGCAUGAAGCCCCGAGGUCCGGCCAUGCGAACCCUGAGUCGUCUGAACCAGAACGCUAGCCGGCAAAACAGAAUGAGCUUGGGCUCUGUUUCCGGGAGCAGCACCAUACAACAGCAGAAAGUGGUUAUGGAAUAUGGCAGUCUGCCGAUUUCCAGGGCCAUGUCCACUGUGAGUCUGAAGAGCAUGACAAAGGGAAAGGACAUCUUCGAUGGGCAGGAGCACAUCAGUGUCGGAGAGAAAAUGAGUGACGGCUUCAAUGAUAUUGACAUGCACUCUGCUGUUGAAUGUCUGGCUGCCUCUGACCCAGCACUGCAAGUUUUAGGCGCUGCGUACAUCCAGCAUGUAUGUUAUAACAGCACUGAGGCCAAAAAUCAGGCACGCUCCCUGAAGGCAAUCCCACGGCUGGUGAAGCUGUUCAACUGCCCGAACCAGGAGGUGCAGCGCUACGCCACGGGGGCCAUGCGCAACCUCAUCUACGACAACAUGCAGAACAAGACAGUGCUCAUCGAGGAGAGCGGCAUCCCACAGCUCAUAGAGGCCCUGCGUGAGCCCGACGACGAGCUGCGCAAGAACGUCACAGGGAUCCUCUGGAAUCUGUCCUCCAAGGACAAUCUGAAGGACAAGCUGGCCAGCGAGACCCUGCCUGAGCUGACUGAGCGUGUCCUGGUGCCCCUGUCUCAGUCCAACAUUCAGCAGAGUCCCUCUGAGUCUGAGAUCUUCUACAACACCACCGGCUGCCUCAGAAACUUGAGCUCAGUAAACGAGAAGGUUCGUCAGCAGAUGCGGGAGUGCAGGGGGCUGGUGGACUCCCUGAUCAGCUACACCCAGUGCUCUGUGGAGAAUGGCAAGGCAGAGGACAAGGGCGUGGAGAACACGGUGUGCAUCCUGCGCAAUCUCUCUUUUCAGCUCUACACGGAGAUCCCACCCUUGGCAUCCAUGCAGCUGGAGGGACCGUCCCGCGGACAGGACGAGGAGCCGGGUGACGUCAUGGGCUGCUUCACCCCCCAGAGCAGGAAAACCAAACAGAACCAGAUGAAUGACCAGCUGACGUUCUCUGAGGUGGCCAAGGACCCUAAGGGCAUGGAGUGGCUGUGGCACCCCCAGAUCGUGGGUGUGUACAACAGAGUCCUGCAGCGCUGCGAGAUCAACAGCAGCACACGCGAGGCAGCUGCCGGGGCACUGCAGAACAUCACAGCUGGGGACAGGAGGUGGGCCUCAGUGCUGAGUCGGGUAGCCAUGGAACAGGAAAGGAUCCUGCCGACCAUCCUGGACAAUCUAAGAACAAGCAACGAACAGGAGCUGCGCUCGCUGACCGGCUUCUUACGCAACCUGUCUCGCUACGCCCGCAACAAAGACGACAUGGCAACGAAGGUAGUGAAAAACUUGCUAGUCAAGUUGCCUAGUGACAGCAGCCAGGCGGAACUCUCCAGUGAGGUCAUCAUCAACAUCUGCGGCGUUCUCAACAACCUGGUGAUGGGCAGCUCGGUGGCGGCCCGGGACAUUGCCUUCUUCGACGGGCUGCAGAAACUCGUGCCGAUCAAGAACAACCGGAGCAGUUCCUCCAGAGAGAAGGCAGCUAAGGCAGCCGCGACUGUUCUGGGAAACAUGUACACCUACAACAAACUGCACCGCGACUACAAAUUGAAAGGAUUUAAGAAAGAGGACUUUGCCGAUAUCAGCGUCUGAGAGGUUUUUUCUUUUUUUUCCUCUUAUUUUAUUACUUUUUGUGCUCAGACUACUGGAUAUAUUUUUUUGUAUUUUGUAGAUUAUACAUUUUCUUAUACAAAGCUUGUACUCUAGUCAUUCUCUUUUAUAAUAGCAAAAAGAACAGAAGAAAAACAGAUAACUGCCUCUAAGGGUUUCUAAUGUAUAUAGAACUCUGUGGACUCCUUUGUCUGUGAUCUGUGAAGGACCAGCACGAUAUACUGUACUUCUACAGGAGAAACACCAGCAUGCUUUCAAUGGAGAGCAUCUGACUUCUACAAGCCCUGGAAAAAGUAGCUUCCGAGACCCCAGCACAGCUCUGAAACAGCCGCUAAAGAUUAAUCUCCAGCAUCCAUCACCCAGUCCGACCCCAACAAGGCUACGCAUUCAUAGUUUAUGUUUGAAUGAAGUCUUAUUAUUGCAAUGUGGCUAAUAUUUCAUCCCAUUUAACCUCUCCCAUUCACUUUGUUUUCUUUCGUUGGAAUGUUUAAUUUAGACACGGUGCCACUGACUGGCAGAAUGUUGUAACUGAGGAGGAUUUUAAAGGGGAAGUCAAAUAAGAAUCUGAUAACAGUUCAUGAAACUUGAUCACUUAUGCCUUGCACAUGUCAUUGUGUUCUGUAACAAAUAAGGUAGGCAGGCAGGCAGGUUUUGUAGAAUAAAAAGCUGUAUUAUACAGAAAUGUAUAUAAUAUAGAUAGAAUAUAUUAUGUAUACAAAAGCUUUAAUUUAGGUCUAGCGGUACCCAUCGUCCAGGAUAUAUAGAUCACAGGACAUGAUUCGCUGCUUAUUCUUGGACAAGAACCAGGCUUUUAGGACAGACUCUGACCGAUCAGACACACUUGGAAUAAAUUCAAACACCCUCGUUAAUAAAAUGUCACAUAAACUGGAUGGAUGUGUCUGCUGUGCUCUGUGCUUAUUCUGGCUGAUAAUCUGAAACGUGCUGUAAUUGUAUACACUGUUCAAUUAUGCUUUUUUUAUUCUUUUGUAUGACAUAAUGUAUUGUGUAUGUUCAAGUGUUUUUUAGUAAAGUAAUGGAGAACCAGGGAUUUUUACUUAGAGGUAAAUAUUUUUGAAUAUUUCGAAUAAGCUAAAUAAAUUCUCUCAUAUCUGGGUGUCUAAUAAUGUAUAAUGUGGCUGGGGUUCUUGAAUUGUCACUUACAUUGUAAGGAUUUCAAGUGUAGUUACAAAUAAGAUUUUAUGAAACCCUAGCACUCACUCAUCAUGAAUAAGCUUUGCAAAGUGGAUGUGCUUCAUUCGAAUUCCCAUUGUCAAAAACCAUAAGACAUUUUUGAAGGAAUGUUUUUUUUUUACAAGAGUUUUUUUAACAAACAUUACAGGAGUGCUUUGAAAUCUGAGAAUGAACUUCUAACCUUCCUGUAAACACCUGAAAAUGUUUAACGAACUGCAAACCUGUUUGGAUCGCUCAAAAAAACAAGACAUUCCUUCGCAAAACUUUCCUUAAGUGUCUGUGAAUUGGGUCAAUGGAGUCGUACUCACAAAGCUUUUUUUAAAUUAGUCUGUUUUAAUUAAAUAGUUUCAUAUUCAUGAACCCCUUCGAGGCUCAGGUUCAUUAAUUAAUUAGCGACAAUCUAGGAAACCAAAUGUGAUGUGAUUUGAUCAAAAGACUUAAAAGAAAAGGCGCUGAAUUCUCAAAGAUAUUUACUCCAAAUCAUCAUUAGCACAUUUUUAUUUCAGAGAUGAGAAACACACACAAUAAAGUUACCAAAUCAGCUAUAAACAACUAAGACUUUUUACUUAAGAACGUGUAAGUAGUUUUAAGUUGGUUCUUAUUUGUGUUUUUUCAGAUAGAAAUUGUGCUAAUGAUGAUCUGGAGUAAUUAUCUUUGAGAAUUCACCUCACUGCUCUUAUAUCGUGUAGCUUUGGGAAUUGGGCCCACAAGCACUUAAAAUGAAGUCUCACCUGUGUUCCGCUCAACAACAAUUCAUUUGCAAUAUUAAAAUAUGAUUAUGUUUUAUUUUUGUAUAUAUUGAGCAGGUAGAUUGGUCCUUCUCCCCCUGAUCCUAUCUCAGGAGGUGUAAGAGGUAUACCCCAGUGUACAGUGUUCAGGACAGCUCUAGGUUUAUACUACUGAAACAGGUCCUUAGAAGAAGACGAUUUUGUCUUUUGAACGAUCUUUUGUCAUUCGAAGUGUUAUAAAAAAAAUAAAAAUAAACUGGUUUCUAAUAUAUACAUACUGCACAGGUCAAACCAGGAACUCAAUGGAAGAUAUGAUACUACAUGACUUGCCCUUUAAAUGUAUUCAAAGGGUCCUCUCUGUGUGCUGUAUAACUACUUGCAUAGCCGUUUACAUUGUUCACGUAAAACUACAGAGUUUCUGCAGUGUGUGCCUAUCAGCACACUAGGAAAGAGCGCUAUGCUGCUUGAUUUGUACUGCUUUCAAUAAACGGGUUUGGAGGAGA